Molecule: messenger RNA, 1024 nt
Organism: Dromaius novaehollandiae (emu)
Lineage: Eukaryota; Metazoa; Chordata; Aves; Casuariiformes; Dromaiidae
Gene: IL12A
Product: interleukin 12A
Exons: 5
Coding region: 1-633 (210 amino acids)
Biological process (GO): immune response
Cellular component (GO): extracellular region
Molecular function (GO): interleukin-12 receptor binding; growth factor activity
Source: RefSeq, a predicted model, not a curated record
AUGGCGAAGCGCAGCAGCGGGAGCGGGAGCGGCCGCCUGGGCGGGCUGUGGGCGCUGGUGGCCGCGCUGUGCCUGGCGCCGCCGCCGCCGCCCUGCCGCGCGCUGCCGCCGCCCGCCCGCAACCUCACCGACUGCCGCCUGCGCUCGCGGGCGCUGCUGGCGGCGCUCGGCGGCUCCCUGCGGCAGCUCCAGUUCUUCUUCUUUUCCACACAGGCGUUUAACACACUAGGAUUUGAGUGCACCCUUGAAGAGCUUGAUCUUGAAGAUAUCACUGAGAAUCACAUCAACACGAUAAAAGCUUGUACAUCCGAGGAUUCAGGGGCUGGAAACUGCCCAGCACUGGAAGGACCUGCUUUUGAUACGAAUAAAUGCCUGCGAGGUAUCUAUGAAGAUCUGAAGGUCUACAGGGCAGAGCUGAAGAAUUUCAAUGAUCCAGAGGUGUUGACAACUAUCGAUGAGAUGAUGAAAGCUCUGAGGAUCGGCAGCACCAGCGUGCUGCAGCCGUCGGCAAACGCAGCCUUGACUUUCAAAGAGAGGAUGAGACUCUGCAGCGUGCUUCAUGCUUUCCGAAUCCGCGCUGUGACCAUCAACAGGAUGAUGAACUACCUGACCGCUCUGGAGAGCUCGCUGUGAGCACCCUGCUCGGGGAGCACGUCGGGUGUAAGUGUGGAUAAUGGUUGUUUGGAGUACUAGAUAUCCUGCCACGUCUUUGGGGACUUUUCAGGAAUUAAGCACCUAACAUUUUACAGAAUUUCUUAUAAAUCAAACCAUGUCUUAGUGAACUACUGUCAAAGCCUUUUAAGCUACUAUGUUCAAUUUUGAAGUUUUGGAAAAUAAGCUAUAUUUUACGAAAGUGUUCUCAAACAACCAAACACUCAACUAUAUCUUUUUCUUAAAUGUUUUAUUUAUUCAAUCAUAAGUUUAUAUAAGUUAAAACAUAUUUAUACUAUUCCUGUUUUAUUUAUAAUGAUAUUCCUUAUUUAUUCUUUUUAUUGCCUAAUAAAAUUUAAAAUAUUUAUUAAAA